This is a messenger RNA of Mercurialis annua (annual mercury), 1643 nucleotides long. RefSeq lists its product as uncharacterized. Lineage: Eukaryota; Viridiplantae; Streptophyta; Magnoliopsida; Malpighiales; Euphorbiaceae. Bases 242 to 1255 code for a protein of 337 amino acids. The transcript has a single exon. The record is from RefSeq and is a predicted model, not a curated record.
AUAGUUAUGGAGCUACCAAUGUUAUAAACCCUAAGAGUUUGUAUCAUAGUUAAAAACAAUGAUCAAACAACUCUUCCACAUCUUUAGCUAUUUAAAAAAUUGUUAGCUUUCUAGUUGGCCUAUCUAAUUCAUCCAAAUUAACCAACUCUCUCAAACUCCUCCUCUAACCUUACCUAUUCCAUUCAUCACACAAAAACCCCAUUUAAAGAACACCUCAAACCCAUCAAAUUUGCAUACUUGCAUGCAAGAACAUCACAAUUUCUCAAGAAUGGCAAAAACAACCAAAAUUAUCAGAAAAUCAAUCUUUACUUUUCUUCAAAACUAUCAUUUUUUCACUUCAAAUUCUGCUCUUUUCGCCUUACCUUUCUCCGUUUCAAUUCUCCUCUCGCAAUCUUUAUUAGUCCCUUCUUCAAACUCUCUGUUUCCGGUCAUACAGAGCCGGUUACUGACUCUGUUUCAAGCCGCCGGAUUCCCUGUGUCGUCGGAGUUUUUCAGUUUUCUUACUAUUAAACUCUCUCAGACUCUAUGUUCAUCAAUCUUGGCUUUACCCUUUACUCUCAGUUUCUUGAUUCUUGCAAAAGCAUCCGUAAUUCAAUCUUUAAAGAAAGAAAAAACAGAUUCUUUCUCAUCUUUAAUAUCAAUUUUUAAUCCUAUGUUCUGUACAUAUGUUUUCAACACAUUCUUGAUCAUAUCAGCAAAUGCCACAGCUUUUUGCUUCUUGUUCUUGUCGUUUACGUUUCUUGAAUUCUCCGGCUUCACUUCCCGGAAUACCCACCUCAUUCUCUCGGCGGCCGGUGCAGUUUUUUACUCGGUGAUUCUUGCAAAUGCCAUCAUUAUAAGCAACUUAGCACUGGUUCUAUCCGGGGCUGAGAAAACCGGCGGGUUUACAGCGAUUCUUAAAGCUUGUGUAGCGAUGCGCGGAAGAACUUCAACUGCACUGUCGCUGGCUCUGCCGGCAAAUGUUGCUCUGGCCGGAGUUGAAGCUUUGUUUCAUUAUAGAAUCGUUAGACCGCUGAGUGGCGGACCGGCGAGUUCUUGGAUGGUUAUGGAAGGGAUGUUGAUUGCGUAUAUAUAUUCGGUUUUUAUAGUUAUUGAUACGGUUGCUACCUUUAUGUUCUUUAAAAGUUGCUGCAAGAAAAAAUGUUUUAGAGAUGAAGAAGAUGAAAAAAUGUUUCAUCUGAUUGAGAUUGAAGAUGAAGAUUAUGGAUCGUGUGGUUAUGGUAUUAGCUCAAAGGGUGAAAAAGAACUGCCAUGAGUUUAAAGAUUGGUAUAUAAGUAUAUACAAAUUCAGAUGAAUAUUCUUUUUCUUGAUUUUUCUUAGAGAUGGGAUUUUCAGAGAUGGGGAUGAAUAAAGAGCAACAAGUGAGGUGAUUCAAAUGAACAAGUAACUAUGCUGCACGUAAACUUCUGGAACUCGGAAAUUCUAUAUUUAUGGUUCUUAUACGAAUUGUCUUUUAAUGUUUUUUAUUUCCGUGAUACAUAGAGAAGAGGAAGGAAAAGGGAAAUCGAUACAAUUUAUUCAAUUUCCCUCUCAAAUUCUCCAAUUGGAUUUUUUAUUUUUCAUUUUAGUGUUUAGUUUAUAUUCUUCAUAAUUUGUAGAUGGGAAAGUGUUACAUUGUGAAUUACAAAAUAUUUUGGGAUUA